This is a messenger RNA of Salmo salar (Atlantic salmon), 4030 nucleotides long. RefSeq names its product tetratricopeptide repeat protein 39A. Lineage: Eukaryota; Metazoa; Chordata; Actinopteri; Salmoniformes; Salmonidae. The record is from RefSeq and is a predicted model, not a curated record. Gene Ontology annotation, molecular function: protein binding.
CAAUUCUCGUUUCCUUUCCCACACCGCUUUCGAGCACUUGACGCUUCUCUGCAACUCUUCUCAAAUUACAAUCCCAACAAGAUUCCACAGCUCAAUGCAACUUCUGUUCUUAAAGCGGAAUCAAUCAACCCUCGAUCCAGCUUGUUAUUGAGACAAUUUGCUAGUUAAUGUUUUUCCUCAAACCCUUCUGAGUAGGCUACUUUUCGACAGGUGUUUUGGGCAGAGUGCCCGGAAUAAAAAAUGUCCAAUGGGAAAAAUGCACCUGCGGCGGCUAAGUAAGUUUCAACGUCGGGACAGCUUGGCCUACUACACUGAACUUUAAAAAUAUAUAUAUAUAUUGGUUGUUCGGUUUAUAUAGUUAUUCAACAUCAAUUUAAUUCAUGUAAAUACGCAGAUUUAUUUUAAAUAUUGUCAAUAAAAGUACUUAGUGAUCAGGUAACUUUGUUACAUUACUUUAUUCAGAAGUUAUUUAAGAUAUUUAAAAAGUUAUUUUCCUCUUUACAUUGGUGUUGUGUUGACAUUGAGGUGGACAGAGUCAAGAUGGUAGUUUAACAAUAAUAUUUUGUGAGGUUUUAUUUGAGAAAUGUAUUUUGGAUUGAGUACAUCCAAUUCAUGACUAAUCAAAUAAUUCAACAAAAGACCAGUCAAUGCAUGAAUAGCUGAAGAUAUCUUAUUUAUUUUAGCAUGACUCUCUCCUCCUUUCUAACUUAUUCCUGUCAAGUGAAGUGUAGUUUCAGUUUAGUGCUUGUUUAUUUCAUGUUUCCACAUAUUACUCCUCACAACAUAUGUUUUAUGUUGAGCUCUUUGUGGAGGGGGAAAUCCACUGUAGUUAUCUUGAAGUUGUACAAGAAGGCAGGUUUUCUUAGAUCAUCUUGCAGCUGAUUUCUAAGAGUUCUGGCUCUAAAUAAAUGCAUACAUUUGAGAAUUUUGACAGGACUAGCUUGGCGAAAAGGAUAUUCUUAAAGGUUCUUUUUACAAUACAUCAGAGAGCUUCAGAUCCAUCCGUGCCAGGUUUUAAUGUUAUGUGCACACGUACAAGGAAAUGCAUUUCUUGCAAGCUCUAAACCCAACAAUGCAGUAAUGAAGGUAAGAGACACUGUGAGCAGUGUGUGAAGGGUGCUGUGAACAGGUGGGUGCAUGUGUAUUGACACGAUUGCAGGCAACUUACCUUACCUAUGGGCCUUAGAGCCCUUCCAUUACCUAUUUUCUUUCUCUCUCAGGAAGAGAGACAAUACUAAAGCUGAUACUUACUGUCAUGUAACCAUUGUAGUGUGUGUGCGCAGUUCCUCACAGAUGACCCUGCAGGUGUGCCUUGAGGAGUGUAUGGAGGCCCUGGACCUCUUCCUCAACAACCACUUCAGUGAGAGCCUGGACAAACUGCGGCCACGGGUGAAAGAGAGCAUGUACCAUGCUCUGAUCUACGCCACUGUGCUGGAGAUGCAGGCUAUGAUGACCUUCCAGCAGGACGACAUCGUCAAUGCAGGCAACACCAUGAAGAGUGCCCAGGAGGUCUGCCAGAGGUUUCGACGAAAGUCCCCUAGCAAUAUCAGUAAAUCACCUGGAGAGCGUCUAACUGAAGAGCAGCUCCAAGCUCUCCAUGCUGAUGCUUGUUAUGCUGAAUGCUUGCUCCAAAGGGCUGCUCUCACCUUCUUACAGGAUGAGAACAUGGUGAGUUUUAUCAAAGGAGGAAUCAAAGUACGCAACAGUUACCUGAUUUACAAGGAGCUGCACACCUUCCUACAGUCUAACAGCUCUCUCCAAGGACCCAACCACAUUCACUUAGAGGGAGGGGUGUCUUUUGGGAUCGGCGCAUUCAACUUGACUCUUUCCAUGUUUCCACCUCGGUUACUCAAAAUGUUAGAGUUUGCUGGCUUCUCUGGAGACAAGGAGUAUGGUCUGUCCCAGCUGAAUGAUGGUGCCACUACAAACAACCUGCGCUCCAUGCUGUGUGCCUUGCUGUUGCUCUGUUACUACACCUUCCUCACCUUCAUACUCGGGACCGGUGAGGGGGACGUGGCUGAUGCUGAGAAGCUGCUGAAGCCUUUCCGGCUCCGCUACCCACAGGGGGCCAUAUUUCUCUUCUUCGCAGGCAGGGCUGAGGCAAUCAAGGGGAACAUUGAUGAGGCGGUGGUGCUGUUUGAGGAUGGCUGCAAAGCUCAGCAACAGUGGAAGCAGUUCCACCACAUGUGCUACUGGGAGCUGAUGUGGUGCUUCACCUACAAGUGCGUGUGGAGGAUGGCCUACUUCUACGCUGACCUACUGAGCAAUGAGAGCCGCUGGUCCAAGGCCAUGUAUGUGUACAUGAAGGCUGCUUACCUGAGCAUGCUUGCCUCGGGGGAGGCUAGGCCUUUUGGGGAAGAUGAGGUGGAGCUUUUCAGACAGGUGUCUACUUUCAAGCAAAAGAUAGCAGGGAAGUCUCCACCCACAGAGAAGUUUGCCAUUCGCAAGGCUAGACGUUACAAAGCUAGCUGCCCGGUGAGGCUCCCAGUACCUGUGCUGGAGAUGAUGUACAUGUGGAACGGCUUCUCCAUGAUCAGCAAGCGGCCAGAGCUCACCGAGGGUGUUCUGCAGACACUGGUGGAGGCAGAGCGCACCCUGCUGGAAUCCCCCGCGAAUGAGUAUUCAAUGGAUGACCGCUGUGUGAUCCACCUACUGAAGGGGCUGUGUCUGAAGAACCAGCAACGCAUUCAGGCUGCAGAGGAAUGCUUCAACAAGGUGUACAACAGUGAGAAGAAGAUCAAGUUUGACCAUUACCUGGUGCCCAACGCUCUGCUGGAGCUCAGUGUGGUCUACAUGGACACGGGCCGCAAGGACGAGGCCAUCAAACUACUGGUAAAAGCCAAAACUAACUACAAGGAGUAUUCCAUGGAGUCACGCACCCAGUUCAGGAUCCAUGCUGCUCUCUCCAAACUCAAGGCUGACACUAGUGACCAAGAUGAAAUCACACCACUGUAGUAUAACAGGUGACAUUGUGCUGAGCAAGCACUGGACUUGCUUCCCCUGCCAUGUGUAGACGUUCCAGGAAGACUUGCUCUAUUUUACAUCCUCAGCCACUUUGAUCACUGCCUCCAAAUCAUUUUACAUUUUUAGUCAUUUAGCAGACGCUCUUAUCCAGAGCGACUUACAGUAGUGAAUGCAUACAUUUCAUACAAUUUUUUUCUUUUUUUCUUCCCGUACUGGUCCCCCGUGGGAAUCGAACCCACAACCCUGGCGUUGCAAACACCAUGUUCUACCAACGGGACCACUUGGUUUGUGGUGAAAGUCUCCGUCCUUCAUGGAAGGUGGUCUCUCCCUGAUUAAAACACUUGAGUUUUCAAUGGGAGUUGGUAGAAGUUGCCUUUACCUGCUGGUUCUAGAUCAGAGGCAUUUUAUCCACCUACUUACUGGGUGAUGAACACCCUGAUCCUACAUCUGUGGUUAGGUUCUAUCUUCAGUGUUUGAAUGUGUGGUACUUAUAUCACUGUACUGGUUACCCAUAACAGUAGAUGGGAGGCAGUUGCUCAACAAUUUGAAUACAGUAUAUCCACAAUUUUUGUGGGGAAAAACAUGUUGAAAUGAACUUAUGAACAAUGUAAGUAAUGUUCGUAUGUUCUGAUAUGUGAGGUAGAGUUUUGCUUUUAACUUCUCCAAAAGGGAUUGAGUAUUACUGUAAGCAUUUUGACAAAAGCACCCAUUUAGUGAUAACUGAAUAAGACAGACGUAUGACAUUGCUUUGAUCCCAGAGUUAUUUUAACAAAUGUAUUAACAUUUAUGUAUUAGUAGAAGAACCUUAGGUUAUGCUACAUUUGUUUUAUGUACAGUUGAAGUCAGAAGUUUACAUACAGCUUAGCCAAAUACAUUUAAACUCAGUUUCACAAUUCCUGACAUUUAAUCCUAGUAAAAAUUCCCUGUCUUAGGUCAGUUAGGAUCACCACUUUAUUUUAAGAAUGUGUAAUGUCAGAAUAAUAGUAGAAUGAUUUAUUUCAGCUUUUAUUUCUCAUCACAUUCCCAGAGGGUCAGAAGUUUACAUACACUCAAUUAGUAUUUGGUA